This is a messenger RNA of Melitaea cinxia (Glanville fritillary), 3025 nucleotides long. It is a transcript of the gene stl, whose product is annotated as A disintegrin and metalloproteinase with thrombospondin motifs 16-like. Bases 1 to 2985 code for a protein of 994 amino acids. Gene Ontology annotation, molecular function: metalloendopeptidase activity. Lineage: Eukaryota; Metazoa; Arthropoda; Insecta; Lepidoptera; Nymphalidae. Gene Ontology annotation, cellular component: extracellular matrix. The transcript has 18 exons. Gene Ontology annotation, biological process: proteolysis; extracellular matrix organization. The record is from RefSeq and is a predicted model, not a curated record.
AUGAAUUGGAAGCGAAUUGUCUUUGCGGUGGUGUUGUCAUCCAUCAUCAAUGUCAGUGACCAGUUUUUUGGAAGUGAUGAUCACUCUUAUCAACUACUUGAUCAUCUUUCUGAAUCAGAAAAGCUAUUUCUCUUGGGCGCCAACCACGAAAAUGCUAAGUUCGAGAUAGCUCAUCUAAAACGACCGAAACGUCGUAAAAGAUCAUUAUCACAUGAAAGUGUAGACUUGACCGCACUGAAACAGCAUCUGAAUAUAAGUCUCAGUGCCAAGAAUAGUUUCCUAGACCCUCAGUUCCUACUAUUGAAGAGAUGGUCAAACGGCACGGAAGUUCUGUUUGACCAACAUGCGGAUAAGGAAUUGGAUUUAUGUUAUUAUACGAGUGAGAAUGCUGCUUUGUAUGCGUGUGAAGAUGUGAGAGGUCUUAUUAAAGCAAAUGAUAGUUACUAUUUUAUACAUCCACUGCCAGAAAGAUUCCACAACGAAGAUGCAAAACCUCAUAUUAUUAUAAAACGUUCUCUUACGGAAAAUAGUUACAAUAUCAAUGAUGAAAACAAAGAUGUGUGUAUAGAAAGUCAUAGCACACAUUUAUCGUCAUCACCUGAACAUAUAACAAAUUGGACGAAACAUAGAAGAAAAAGAGAAAUAAAACCAGAAACAUAUAUAGGUGAAAAUCAUAGCUUAAAUAAAUUUAAAUUAAAUUUAGCUCAUAGGAAUAAAACUAUAGAUGACUUUGUUGGCAAAUUAGUCAUAGAGGAAAGCCGACAAAAGAGAGCCGUGCUGCCAGCGAUAUUCGUCGAAACAGCAGUGUUUGUGGAUAGGGAUUUGUACAAACAUAUGACAGUCAAUUUUCCUAAGGAAACGGAGAGAGAAUUAGUUAGAUUUGUUUUAGCAAUGAUCAAUGCUGUACAAUUAAUUUACCACGAUCCAAGCUUAGGAAGACCUGUGAAUUUUAUUCUUAAGAGGCUUGAAAUUCUUCAUGAAGACCCUGCAAAUUUAAAAAGGCCACAUGAUAUUGAUAGGUUUCUCAGUAACUUCUGCACUUGGCAAAGGUUAGAGAAUCCUCCAGGUGAUACAGAUCCAUUGCAUUGGGACCACGCGUUAAUAUUAACGGGACUUGAUUUGUACGUCGUCAAUAAAAAUGGCAAAGUGAGCAGUCAAGUUGUAGGUUUGGCACCUGUAGCCGGUAUGUGCACUGUGACAAGUAGUUGCACAGUCAACGAAGGACGACAUUUUGAAAGUGUUUAUGUUGUAGCACAUGAAAUUGGACACAAUCUGGGUAUGCGACACGACGGUCCUUUAGCUGAUAAUGGCUGUGAUCCUAGCGCUUACAUCAUGAGCCCUACACUAGGUAGUGGCAAGAUCACGUGGUCACAAUGUAGUAAAAAUUAUUUACAAAAGUUCCUUGAUACAGUACAAUCUAGAUGCCUUCUCGACCACGGUAACUCUGCCGGACAGUUGGAUCACAGCGCUGAAGGAAUACUCCCGGGGGAGAGAUUUGACGCUGAUCAACAGUGUAUGCUCAAAUAUGGUCGUGGUAGUCGACACUCCGGCGUACAGAACAUGGAAGAUAUUUGCAGAGAUUUGCAUUGUCAACGAGAAAGGUACACCUGGACUUCUCAUCCUGCACUUGAGGGCACCAGAUGUGGAGAGGAUAUGUACUGCCGCGGCGGAGAGUGCGUGGAGCGCGGGGGGGCGCGGUCCCUCUCGGCGCCGGCGCGCUGGGGCCGCUGGUCGCGCUGGUCCGAGUGCGCGUCCGCGUGCCUGCUGGACGAGCGCCACGCGCCCGCCGCUUCCGGCGUCGCCUUCGCCUCCCGUCGUUGCACUAGGCCGAGGCACGAAAACGGUAAAAGCUACUGUGAAGGUCAUGACAAGAAAUACCAAUCGUGUCACGCCCAACAGUGCAAAAAUGUACCAAGAAUGACGGUGAGAGAAUUCGCUGAUCAGAUAUGCUCAAGAGCUCGUGAAGUCGAUCCCGAUCUCAUUGGAACUGGUCUACAGAGAAUGGACGCUGAUGACGCGAGCGGCGCGUGCGCGGUGUGGUGCGACCGGCGCGGCGGCGGCUACCGCGCGCGCGGCUGGGCGCUGCCCGACGGCACGGCGUGCUCGCGCCGCCGCGGCCGCUACUGCAUCGCCGGCCUCUGCCGGAAAUUUACGUGCAACGAUGACGCAGAUAGUGAAUUUUCGCUGACUCCAAAGGAAUGCGAGUGGGAAGCUCUACAAGUUCAAACUGAAACUCCACACACGACUCCCAGCGGCAGGGCGGCGCCGCGGCGGCGCGCGGCGGGCUCCCCGUGGCGCGCGGGCGGCGCGUGCCACUUCCGCUGCGUGCGCGGCGCCAGCGGCCUGCGCCUCGUGCGCUCGGCGCGCGCCACUUCCAUACAGCUGUGCCGCCCGCAGGACGCCGCCGAGGUACGCCUCCACACGCCCAUCACUAGUUGCAACCAGCUAAGGUCACCAUAUCAAUACGCGACAAUGGUUUGUUCGAAAUACAAGGAAAGGGUACGAAGGCUGUCAGGACUUGGAAUGCAGAUCUCACCUGCUCUAGAGGACCCAGACCGCCCGUGUCGUAUAGCGUGUCAAGAUGAGCGUGUGUCACAUCGCUUCUAUCUCGUGAACGGUCAGGACGGCUGGUUCCCGCUGGGCACGGCUUGUGGUGAUAAUAACUCCUACUGCGUUAGCGGUAAAUGUUUGCAAUUCGGUCCGGAUGACACUCCACUAUCAGAAACAGUGUUCGCUCUCCCUCUACUGGGAAGGUCGAGACGGCGUCGAAGCUUGCAUCGCGAGAGACUUCCCGUCCGAGCAACGUUGCGACCACACCAGCUACAGCGUAUCAUUGCAGCUCUUAAUCUUAAUGGUAAGACAGACAGCAGAAUUACAUUUUUCCAAACGAUACCAGAAAACAUCGAAGUCGAUUUCUCGAAUCCAAUUCACAUUUCACCAGAAGACACUCUCCUGAGAAAGAUACCGAGACCAACUUGGGACUGAAUUUUUAAAAACUGUAUAAUUACAGAAAAAGUUAAUAAAU